Molecule: messenger RNA, 3422 nt
Organism: Heteronotia binoei (common prickly gecko)
Lineage: Eukaryota; Metazoa; Chordata; Lepidosauria; Squamata; Gekkonidae
Gene: KRT8
Product: keratin 8
Exons: 9
Coding region: 76-1542 (488 amino acids)
Cellular component (GO): keratin filament
Source: RefSeq, a predicted model, not a curated record
CACCCCGCCUGCCCGACUGAGCCUCUCUUUCCCUUGUCUAACAGCGAGCCCGCCUCCUGCAAAAGGGGAAAAAAAAUGUCUUUCACUGUGACCCAGAAGAGCUACCGCAGCACUUCUUCCGCCCCCGUCCGCGGCUUCAGUAGCCGCUCCUACACCCCGGGCCCUGCCAGCAGUUCCCGCAUCAGCACCUCCUAUGCUUCCUCCAGCUACGGGGGGAGCCGCUUCUCAGGGGGCAGCGGCAGCUUCCGCGGGUCCUCCCUGGGGGGCGGCAUGGGGGGCAUCACGGCCGUCAGCGUGAACAAGAGCCUCCUGGCGCCCCUGAACCUCGAGAUCGACCCCACCAUCCAGCAAGUGAGGGCCAAGGAGAAGGAAGAGAUCAAGACCCUCAACAACAAGUUUGCCAACCUGAUCGACAAGGUUCGUUUCCUGGAGCAGCAAAACAAAAUGCUGGAGACCAAAUGGAGCCUCCUGCAGAACCAGAAGACCACCCGCAGCAACAUGGACAGCAUGUUUGAUGCCUACAUCAGUAAUCUGCGCCGGCAACUGGAUGGCUACGGCCAGGAGAGGGCGAAGCUGGAUGCUGAGCUGGCCAACAUGCAAGGGCUUGUGGAAGAAUUCAAGUCCAAGUAUGAGGAAGAAAUCAACCAUCGAACUGAGAAGGAAAACGAGUUUGUCCUCUUGAAAAAGGACGUGGAUGAAGCUUACAUGAACAAGAUUGAGUUGGAAACCCGCCUGGAGUGCCUGACGGACGAGAUCAACUUCUUGAGGCAGCUGUACGAUGAGGAACUGCGUGUGAUGCAGUCUCAGAUCAACGACACCUCGGUCGUCCUGUCCAUGGACAACAACCGCAGCUUAGACCUGGAUGGCAUCAUCGCUGAGGUCAGAGCACAGUAUGAAGAGAUCGCUGCCAGGAGCCGAGCCGAGGCAGAGAGCACGUACCAGACCAAGUAUGAAGAGCUCCAGACCAUGGCAGGCAGGCACGGAGAUGACCUCCGCAACACCAAGAAUGAAAUCAAUGAGCUCAAGAGGAUGAUCACCCGGAUACAGUCUGAAAUUGACGCUCUGAAAGGCCAGCGUGCCAACCUGGAAGCGACCAUUGCCGAGGCUGAGGAGCGCGGGGAGCUUGCCGUCAAGGAUGCCAGCACCAAACUGGCAGAGCUGGAGGGCGCCCUCCAGAGGGCCAAGCAGGACAUGGCCCGGCAACUGCGGGAGUAUCAGGAGCUGAUGAAUGUCAAGCUGGCCUUGGACAUCGAGAUCGCCACCUACAGGAAGCUGCUGGAAGGAGAGGAGAGCAGGCUGGAAUCAGGGAUGCAGAACUUGAGCAUUCAGACCAAAACGACUGGCUACUCCGGUGGCAUUUCAAGUGGCUUCAGUAACUACGGGGGUGGCUACAGCACUUCCUACUCCAGCGGCGGCUAUUCCACAAAUGCGUUCCCCCUGGAGAGUUCGGCCACCACCAAGUCGAAGGCCAUUGUGAUCAAGAAGAUCGAGACCCGGGAUGGGAAGCUGGUGUCGGAGUCCUCCGAUGUGCUGUCCAACUGAGCUGUCAUUGCGUGCGAAGUGAAGAACCCAUCUGAAUGCCUUCUCCCCAAAGUGCCUUCCCUAAUGUAGUGGAGCUGGUGGCCUCUGGGAGAAACGGGAUGGAGGCCAGACAGGAAGUGGGGGGGAGUAACACCUUCCUUCUCUUACCUGACUUUCUCUAAGAUGCCAAUCUCCAAUCUCUCUCUGUCUCUCUCUCUCUCUCCCUGUUCCCCCUAUAGAGAGAAAGUGAUUUGAGCCUUUGUUUCUGAUCCUCCCCAAAACUAGGGGAUGGCCAAAUAUCCAGGGAUUUUUUUUUAAAAUAAGAAACCAGCUGGAACUGUUGUUGUGCCUUUAAUGUAACUUUGCCUGCUGAUUUCUGAGAUGCAGGGAACAGUAGGCAAAGCUCUGCACAAGAGGGAACCGAGCACUGUCAUCUCUGAAUAGUAUCCAGAAAAAUUUACCAGCGAAGCAACAGCAACAAGAACAAGGGGAAAUGCCAGCAUCCUCACCACGAAUGACCCCACAACCCUUCUCAGUAGCAAGCAGGGUGCUUAGGUGACAUGUUCCAGCAUCCCUUAGACCAGGGGUGGCCAAACUUGCUUAACUUAAGAGCCUAAUAGAAUAAAUGUCAGAUGUCCGAGAGACGAAAGACGUGAACAUCAGAUGUUUGAGAGCCACAAGAAGAGAGGGAGGGAGAGGUGGAAAGAAAGCAGCUUUUUCUGAUGACCACCUAACUUUAAAUGCAUUCUCCAAGCUGCCAGCUGGCUUGGCAAAGUGAUUAUAAAAGACAAAUGCCUCCCCAAGCCGGCCGACGGGGCAGUGGAGGCUUCAAGAGCCGCACAAUAUGUGUGAAAGAGCCACAUGUGGCUCCUGAGCCGCAGUUUGGCCACCCCUGCCUUAGACCAAUCCUUGAUCCCCUAUGGUGAAGAAAGCUAACUACUAGGCAAUGGGUUGAGCAAGCUUGACAGUUCCUUCUAGGGAGAGGUAUGGGUGGACUAGUAAUAGCGAUAGUUAGUAAGGCUGCUGUUUAAGGGGCUAUCCCCUCCAGAUCUCACUGGGGGAGUAUGGUUAUGUCAAAGCUUCAGAAUCGCAACUGUGAAAAAACCCCCUUUUUUGUCUGCAAGGAAUAGGUAAGAGAGAGAGCAUAAGGAUCGAAUGCAACAGUGGACAGGGUAAAUGCAUUUUGCAGGGCUGUCCUAAGCAUGCUACUUGGAAGUAAAUCUCACUGUGAACUCCACGGGGCUUCUGCCCUAGAUUUCAGCUUUAGCUGUCCCUCUGCAGAAAACCCUGGUCUCUGUUGCAUCGUUUACCCUUCAUGCUGAGCCCUUUAUCUGUGUUUCGUGUAGACAAAAAGGACUGAGUAUUAAGCAGAACUCGUUCUCUUCUUCUGCAUCCUGGGUGGGGAACUUCGUGCAAAACAAUCUGAUUCCAUCCCCCCUUCUUUUAAACCCCCCAUGGGUUUAAAGCUGUGACUCUUUCUUUUCGGCAUGGGGGAAUGCUGGGCUUUGCCUCUUCACCUUUUUGCACUCUUGGCAGGUAACGGUAAAAAAAGAGAAAAAAUUGGAUUGUGGCACCAAAGGAGUUUUUCAAAAAGCUUUGGAGGCAAUGUUAAAUGCUCAUCUUUUGAGGCACACUCUGGUUUUACUCAGAAGCAAAUCCCACUGCAACCAAAUAGGGUUGACUUCUGUGUAGGAGUGUCCUGGAUUGUAGCCUUGGGGUGCUAAUCUUAAUGAUGGCUCUGCAAAGUCGAAAGUCUCAACAAUCUAACUUCCAAAUAACAGGAACUGUGGAUUAGUUAACUCUUGUGUCUCUCCUUGUUCUGUCUCCUGAAACUGUGCCCACGCAAAUGUUCUCCCCCCCUCUUGACAUGUUGCUCAAUAAAAAACCUGUUUGUUAUGAAA